This is a messenger RNA of Arvicanthis niloticus (Nile rat), 2802 nucleotides long. Lineage: Eukaryota; Metazoa; Chordata; Mammalia; Rodentia; Muridae. The record is from RefSeq and is a predicted model, not a curated record.
GCGAUGGGGGCGGGGCCUGCUGCCGCGGCUGAGAGGAAGGGCCGCGCGGGCUUAGCUGGUGCGGCGGGCACGAGCCUUGGGCCGGUUCGCAGAGGGACCUUGCGGCAGCCUCAGUUUCCCCCUUCGGGAGUAAGCCGAGCAGGCUGGGCUCGAGCAGCUGCACAGGCCGCGCGAAGUGAUGACGUGGCGGGUAAGGCCCUGGAGCUCCGGCGCCGCCUGUCAGAACCGCGUCAUCCCUCAUCUGUAAACCGGAGCUACAGAUUCUGCUUGUCCUCUUGCGCUCUGGGCCCAGCCCUCAGUCCAGAUGAUACUCAUGCCGAUGGCAUCAGUGGUGGCGGUGGCGGAACCCAAAUGGGUCUCGGUCUGGGGCCGUUUCCUGUGGAUGACCCUGCUGAGCAUGGCUCUGGGGUCACUGCUGGCCCUGCUGCUGCCACUAGGAGCUGUGGAAGAGCAGUGUCUGGCUGUACUCAGAGGCUUCCACCUGCUCAGGAGCAAACUGGACAGGACACAGCAUGUGGUCACCAAGUGCACCAGCCCAUCCACAGAGCUCAGUGUCACCUCCAGGGACACAGGGCUGCUGACGGCCAGGACUAAGGCGUCUCCAGCAGGGAAGCUGGAAGCCAAGGCCGCACUAAACCAAGCCCUGGAGAUGAAACGCCAAGGCAAGAGGGAGAAAGCCCACAAGCUCUUCCUGCACGCCCUCAAGAUGGACCCUGGCUUCGUAGACGCUCUCAAUGAGUUUGGCAUCUUCUCCGAAGAGGACAAGGACAUCGUCCAGGCGGAUUACCUAUUCACCAGGGCCCUAACCAUUUCCCCCUUCCACGAGAAAGCGCUGGUCAACCGGGAUCGGACGCUGCCCCUUGUGGAGGAGAUCGACCAGAGGUACUUCAGCGUCAUCGACAGCAAGGUGAAGAAGGUCAUGUCCAUCCCUAAGGGCAGCUCAGCGCUUCGCAGGGUCAUGGAGGAGACCUACUACCAUCACAUCUACCACACGGUGGCCAUCGAGGGCAACACCCUCACCCUGUCGGAGAUCAGGCACAUCCUGGAGACCCGCUACGCAGUGCCAGGGAAGAGCCUGGAGGAGCAAAACGAGGUGAUCGGCAUGCACGCGGCCAUGAAGUACAUCAACACCACCCUGGUGUCCCGCAUCGGGUCUGUCACCAUCGAUGACAUGCUGGAGAUCCACAGGAGGGUACUGGGGUAUGUGGACCCAGUGGAGGCGGGCAGGUUUCGGAGGACCCAGGUCCUGGUGGGACACCACAUCCCACCCCACCCCCGCGAUGUGGAGAAGCAGAUGCAGGAGUUCACACAGUGGCUCAACUCAGAGGACGCCAUGAACCUGCACCCGGUUGAGUUUGCGGCCUUAGCCCAUUACAAACUGGUGUACAUCCACCCUUUCAUCGACGGCAACGGGAGGACCUCCCGCCUGCUGAUGAACCUGAUCCUGAUGCAGGCGGGAUACCCGCCCAUCACCAUCCGCAAGGAGCAGAGGUCCGAGUACUACCACGUGCUGGAAGUCGCCAACGAGGGUGACGUGCGGCCUUUCAUCCGCUUCAUCGCCAAGUGUACGGAAGUCACACUGGACACAUUGCUUCUUGCCACCACGGAGUACUCUGUGGCGCUGCCCGAAGCCCAGCCCAACCAUUCUGGGUUCAAGGAGACACUUCCUGUAAGGCCCUGACUGCGGCUGUCGCUUGGCAUCCAGAGGCGGCCUUUCUAGAAACAGUUCUCCCCAGUAGCAAAAGGAGACGUUAAACAUUCUUUACCUCCAGAUGUUUGUCAGUUGAGGAAGAAAACUAAAUUAUUAAGCCUGUCUUUAGGGUAAUUUAUAGUUCAGUCAAGUUAUUUAUUUAAUUUUUUUUUUUUACUUUUUUUGGUGAGCUAACAGCACCGAGUGGUGCUGUGACCACUACACCUGUGGUGAUCCUGGCACCCAGUAGGGCAGCAGUGCUUUUCUAAUGUCCUGGGCCUGGGUGUCUAGACAGAAUUUGCACUAAAAGUGGAGACAGAGAGCCAGAUGUGUGGGACGGAGCCCAGGGCCACAGGGAUCACUCGGAUGCCUUUGAGAUCCUGUGACCUCAGGUUGACCUCUGCCAACUUGGGCAGAACCUACCCUGCGCUGAGGCAGGCUUUCAUUCCUGAGUGGCUGUGGCAGCCACUUCUACUGGCAGCACAGCCCUUUGACACAGGAGGCGGAUGUUGCCAUCUCCAGUAGGAGACUGCAGAUACCCAAAGACCCUCCGAGCUAUGAGCUUGCUAACCUGAGUUCCAGGGGAUGGCAUUUUCCUACCCAGACUGUUCUGGUGAAGGGCGAGCAGCAGGGCUUUUCCUUGUCUUUGACCUGUACUUCACUUGCUAUCAACUGAGGCUAAAAGUUCUCCAAGUUUGCCCACCUACCCCAUCACUCCACAGAGGGGGUCUGCCUUCACCUCCCACUCAGUCUUCUGAGGACCUGGAGGUGAGGCUUGGCGAUAGAAUGUACCCAGCAUGCACCACACACAAGGUACCUUCCCUAAUAUUACAAAAGAAUGUAUCUGAGAUACCACAUCAACCCCAAAAUAAGCAGCUCUGAUAAAAGAUCUAAAAUGAGCAAAUACCUAUGACCACAACCAGGCCUCUCCCCUUUUGUCUUGUAGUUUGAAACCCUCUUCCCCUCUGAUGGCAUUACAGAGUAGGGCGUCCCCACGGGUAGGUAGACUGCCUUGGAGUGGACUUGUUCUUCUAGUAACUUGAUGGUGUCAUGUCUGAUAAGACACAUGUCCAAGUUGUCGUCUUAGAAAAAAUAAACUUUUUUCAAUCAUA